Messenger RNA from Bathycoccus prasinos, 2178 nucleotides. RefSeq lists its product with no specific name. The transcript has a single exon. The record is from RefSeq and is a predicted model, not a curated record. Lineage: Eukaryota; Viridiplantae; Chlorophyta; Mamiellophyceae; Mamiellales; Bathycoccaceae. Gene Ontology annotation, molecular function: protein binding. The coding region runs from base 1 to 2178 and encodes 725 amino acids.
AUGUCAUCGGGAAGAAGAUAUUAUACUAACGAUAACGGCACGAGGAGCAGCAGUACCACCGCGACGAAUACUACUCACCACCACAACAGAGGAUAUUAUAUUCAGAGCAACUUUUUUAAGAGCGAGGAGGAGAAGGAGGAGAUGAAUAAAAACGACGAAAACGCGCAGCCGGGGAAGAAUCAUCAUCGUUCGUCUCAUGUUCAACACCAACAGAAGUCCUCCGCUUCCACCGCGACGGCGAAAGAACUCCUCCAUCGCGCGAGAAGCGAAAUCGUGAACCAAGUGAGAAAGGAUAUUCGAAACUCUUCGAACACGUCGUCGUCGUCUCACGGGGGGGACUUUCGUCGCGAGAGGGAAGCGUUGAAAGAAAAUAAUACGAAUACUAAAGAUGGUCUUCUUGGGUUCCAAAGUCGGUUCCCGAGCGCGUUUGGAGGUGCUCAAAAUAUUGACGGAAACGACGAGCAACAACAUGUUGCGCGAGAAAAGCAACGAUUGGAAGAGAAAAGACGGAAAGCACAAAUGGCGGAGACGAGUUUACACGAGAAGAUGGACGAGACGAAAGAGAGGAUCAUGGAGAGAGGAGGAGGAGGACGGAGUCGCGCCGCCGCCGCGAAUACUACUACUACUACUCAUACUACGCACAACAGCAGUAAAAAUGUCUCGCAAUGGAUGGACAGCGUGGUGGCAAAAGCGAGACACGACGCGUCGAUGUCACCACCAUUACAACAGCAUAGCAGGAAUAAUAAUACUAGUAGCAACAAUAACUCUUCGGCGACAGAGAGUUUGAGAGAGGCGGCGAAGAACGCGAGAGAGGCGGUGACGAGGGCGGUGUACGGCACCGCGACGGCGCGACACGACGAGGGGAAAGAGAACACGCCUCCUCCAGUUGUCCGACGAAGCUUUAGCGAUCCUUCGCCUUCUUCUACGAUGAAUUAUCAACAACAGCACGAAGAGACGGACGCGAAAGUGACGAAAGCGAUGCUCAAAUCUGCGUUGAAACAAACCGGAGAGUUACGAACAGAACUGAGAGAGACAAAAUUGACGUUAGACGGCGUCAAAGAAAAUUUGGAAACCGCAGAGAACGACUUGAAGAAGGAAAGAGAGAAUCGCGAGGAAGAUAAGCUGAAUUUCGAGGCGGCGAAGAACGAGUUGGAAACGUCUCGCGAGGCGGCGAGGGAAGCUUUGGCGAGAGAAGUGAGCGUGACGCAAGAGUUGACGAAAAAGUUGAGCGCGAAAAGAGACGAAGCGCUGGAACAAAGAAACUUGGCGGAUAAGUUUAAGAGAGAGUUGGAACAGUUACGAAGCGAGCUGAGAAACUUGAAGAACGAAAACGAAAGUUGGAUUCGAAAAGCCGAAGCCGCGAAUGAGACUUCGAGACGAAGAUCGGGCGACCAACAGAAGGACGUGCCAAAAGUUUCCUCGUCGUUUCCUCAACAGCAACAACAACGACCGCAGCAAAACGAGCAACAAAAAGUAAACGCGACGACGACGACGACGACGGCGCAAACUCACCAAUCGCAACAACAACAACAAGUCAACUGGUCUCGAGAGCGUCGCGAGGCUGAAGAGUUGAAAACAAAAGGAAAUCGCGCGUUCCACGCGAACAAGUUUGACGAAGCGUUACAAUCGUACACGGCGGCUUUACAGGUGAACUUUGAAGACCAACCGUUCCGCGCGGUGCUUCACGCGAACAGAGCGGCGGCUUUGCAGUCGUUAAAGAAACAUUUAGAAGCGAUUGUCGCGUGUUGCGAGAGUCAAUUUUUUGAUAAAUCGUACGUUCGAGCCAUUCAACGACGAGCGGACGCGUACUUAUCCAUCGGCGAUUGGACGAUGGCGGCGAAAGAUUUAGAAGCUUUAGUGCCAAUCAUGGGCAAAGAGUGCGACGCGAAAUUGCGAGAAGUCAAGAUGAACAUCCAAAGAGGCGUUCAUAUCGAACACUACGCCGUCUUGGGCGUCUCCUCUCGAGCGAACGCUUCAGAGAUUCGAGCGUCCUACCUCAAGAAAUCUUUGAAGCACCACCCGGAUAAAGCGGAAACCGAGCACACGAAAGAGAUCGCAGAGUUGAUGUUUAAGAGAGUGGUCGAGGCGUACAAAGUGUUGAGCGAUGCGAACGCUCGGAGAGCGUACGAUAACAAGAGGAUCCUAGGCUCGAGCAACGCGUACAACAGAAGAUAUUAA